Molecule: messenger RNA, 1284 nt
Organism: Melozone crissalis (California towhee)
Lineage: Eukaryota; Metazoa; Chordata; Aves; Passeriformes; Passerellidae
Product: zinc finger protein OZF-like
Exons: 2
Biological process (GO): negative regulation of transcription by RNA polymerase II
Molecular function (GO): DNA-binding transcription repressor activity, RNA polymerase II-specific
Source: RefSeq, a predicted model, not a curated record
GAGAUGAACUUGGGAAAGGAGGAGCUCCCAGUCCAAGACACUCUCAUUUUGUUCUUUUCCCCAAACCAGGAUUUUUCAUUCCUAGGGCGUGUGUGAAUGGAGCAGGAGGAAAAGCCCUGGAGAUUCCGCACGAGGAGGGGCAGCAAACCCAGCCCAGGGAGCUGUGGGGAGGAAAGAGCCCCCCUGAGCCAGGAAGGCGGCCAGAGAUCCAGCCAGAGCUCCGAGCUGGUGGAGAAGCCCCAUGGCAGAGAGAAGCCCCACAAGUGCUUGGAAUGUGGGAAGGGUUUUAGUCGGAGCUUAGACCUGAUCCAGCACCAGGUGAUCCACACUGGGGAGAGGCCCUACGAGUGUGAGGAAUGUGGGAAGAGCUUCAGCUGGAGCUCCAGCCUGAGGCAGCACCAGGUGAUUCACUCUGGGGAGAGGCGCUUUGAGUGUGAGGAGUGUGGGAAGAGCUUCAGCCACAACUCGGUCCUGAUCCAACACCAGAGGAUCCACACUGGGGAAAAGCCCUUUGAGUGCGGGGAAUGUGGGAAGAGCUUCAGGCAGAGGGGGAGCCUGAUGCAACACCACAGGAUCCACACAGGAGGGAAGCCCUAUGAGUGUGUGGAAUGUGGGAAGAGCUUCAGCCAGAGCUCUGGCCUGAGGAGACAUGAGAGGAUCCACACUGGGGAAAAGCCCUAUGAGUGUAGGGAGUGUGGGAAGAGCUUCAGCAUGAAGUGCAAGCUGACAGAACACCAGAAGAUCCACUCUGGGGAAAAGCCCUACAAGUGUGGGGAAUGUGGGAGGAGCUUCAGAGAAAGCUGGGCCCUGAUUCGGCACCAGGUGAUCCACACGGGGGAACGGCCCUACACCUGCUUGGAAUGUGGGAAGAGCUAUGGGUGGCACACUGACCUGAGAAAACACCAGCGCAUCCACAGUGGGGAGAAGCCCUACAAGUGUCCCCAGUGUGGGAAGAGUUUUCACAGGAGCUCCGAUCUCCUCAAACAUGAGCGGAGUCACAGGGAGGAGAGGCCCUUCCGCUGCCCCGACUGUGGGAAGGGAUUCAAGCUAAACUCCGCCCUCACCCUGCACUGGCACAUCCACACGGGGGAGAGGCCCUACGAGGAGAAGGCCCACAAGUGCUUGGAAUGCGGGAAGGGUUUCAGCUCCAGCUCCACCCUGAUGGAACACCUGAACAUCCACACUGGGGAGAGGCCCUGGGAGUGUGGGGAAUGUGGGAAGAGCUUCAGUGGGACCUCCGACCUCAGCAAGCAUCACAAGAUCCACACUGGGGAAUGGCCCUAG